GAAUUCUCCUGCCUCAGCCUCCUGAGUAGCUGGGAUUACAGGUGUGCGCCACCACACCUGGCUAAUUUUUGUAUUUUUUAGUAGAGAUGGGGGUUUCACCGUGUUGGCCAGGCUGAUCUCGAACCCCUGACCUCAAGUGAUAGGGCUCCCAAAGUACUGGGAUUAUAGAUGUGAGCCACUGCCACUGCCCGGCCUAAUGUUUAUUUAUUUAUUUAUUUAUUUAUUUAUUUUUGAGAUGGAGUCUCACUCUGUCGCCAAGGCUGGAGUGCAGUGGCUCGAUCUUGGCUCACUGCAAGCUCCACCUUCCGGGUUCACGCCAUUCUCCUGCCUCAGCCUCCCGAGUAGCUGGGACUACAGGCGCCCACCACCACACCUGGCUAAUUUUUUGUAUUUUUAGUAGAGACGGGGUUUCACCGUGUUAGCCAGGAUGGUCUCAAUCUCCUGACUUCGUGAUCUGCCUGCCUCGGCCUCCCAAAGUGCUGGGAUUACAGGCGUGAGCCACCGUGCCCGGCCCCCUAAUUUUUUAAUUUUUAGUAGAGACAAGGUUUCACCGUGUUGGCCAGUCUGGUCUCAAACUUCUGACCUCAAGUGAUCCGCCCUCCUCGGCCUCCCAAAGUGCUGGAAUUACAGGCAUGAACCACUAUGGCCAGGAAAGCUUUUCCUGACACAUUCCCCACCACAGUCAUCACAAAUUUUAGUUCAUCAUUUGAGUAAAUUUACUAUCUGCCUCCAUCACCAGGCUGGGGCUUCUCAGGGGCAAGGCUUAAAGCCUAUCUCAGUCACUGCUAUGUCCCCAGCAUUGCCCCGCAUGGAAGAGGGGUUGAAUAUUUGAAUAACUGUCCAGCUUAAAAACAACUUCCAUUUGUGGCACUUAUUUUCUGUGCCAGGCACCAAGCUAAGCAUUUAUAUGCAUGUUUGCAUUCAAUCUGAAGGUACCCAAAUAAAAGGAGACUGGAGGUGGUCUCCAUUUUUUCCAAGAAGUUUAGAAACUGGCCCAAGGCCACAGCUGGUCAGAGGCCAAUCCAGUCCACCUGAAGGCUGAAUCUGGCCAGAAGCCUUAACUCCCAUUAGUGUUUCGUAAAUAAUAGCCCAAAGGCAACUUUAAGUGACAUAUUAAUGUCCUCUUGAAUGAGUCGAUAGUUUUCACUAAUUUUUUUUAAGGUAACCAGAGUACAUGAAACCCAUGAUUGUGAACGUAUUACCUAGGAUGAGGCAAAAAUAGAUAAAUCUUUUUAUUUUUAUUUAUUUUUUUGAGACAGGAUCUUGCUCUGUUGCCCAGGCUGGAGUGCAGUGACGCAAUCAUGGUUCACUGUAGCCUGUUAUCUCCAGGCUCAAGCAAUCCUCCCACUUCAGCCUGAUAAAUCUUUUUUUUAAGGGAGAAAAGUGUUCAAAUACAGGUAGUAGACAAAAUUGUGAAACCAUUUUAAAAUUGUGAGGUCUGGGUAACAGAAUCAGAGCUGCUGCGGUUCCAGUGGGACGGGAGGAGAAGGGACAAGCAGCCCCUCACUAGACAAAACCAGGGCCAACUGGUACGUCAUUCAAAUAUUUUUGAGCACCUAACACGGACCCAGGCCUAGAGAAAGGGGCUGUUGUGGGUUGGAACCUGGAGACCCGCCUCCGCCCUUCCCCAAAGACAGCCUAGUCCAGUUCCCAAUGCCUGGGAAAGAAGAAGGGUCCUCACAGCCUGACUGGGCCUUCCAGGUAGUGAGCGCUCAAGGUUGGGGAAAGGUUGGUCUGGUGUUUGUCCUUCCCCAGCAACUCCCUCCUCUUGCCCGUCACUUCUUAACCCCUUACUCUUCCCUCAAACUGGGGAGCAACAGAGGAUAAGGGUCCCCAAAACGCCACGCUCCGAAUGCACGUAAAGAGCCCCCAGAAAAGUGGGGGGGGCAGGGGGUAGCCGGGAAAGUAGCGUGAAUCUGGAAGGCCUCCCCAAACCUCCCAGAGGGCGGAAGUGCGUCACUAUGUCCGACCCGCAGUGCAUUUUGGGAAUUGUAGUGAAGCGGGUGGGGGACGCCGAGCCCCCGAUGGUGUAACCCUUUAGAGACCAGAGCGCGCGGGCAGAGCUGGGACAGGGUUAGAGGGCGGCCAGUCGCCCCACUCUUUUAGCAGAGAAACAACUGAGACAAGGCUCUGGCUCGGAAGCCCUUAGUCCUCUCCCUUCUCUGGCUGUGGCAGGCCCCAGAAGCAUAUAUCUAGGAUUCCGGGGGGAGGACGAAGUGCCAAGUGGCCACCCCCACCCCCACCUAGUUGCCAGCUUCCCGUCCCUGCUCUGAAGCCAAUCAGGGCUUCUCCGCCCCGCCCCAGAAGCUGCUACUUUCCUAAUCCGUCAUUGGCCCACCUUUGCUGGGCGGGGAAACUGAGGUUCAGAGAGGGCAAGACAUUUUGCCUAAAGCUGCACAGCAAAUCCGAGCAGAAGUUGGAAGCCCGGAAGCCUGUCCACCCACCCCCACAAUUUCUGAAUCCGGAGUAGCUCUGAUCAUUCGUAUUGCAUCCUCGCCUCCCACCUUUGUGUCCCAGCAUCUUGCGGCGCGCUGAACUCCGGCCCCACGGAGAGGGUUGUAAGGUUUGCGCGGGGAGAGGCGACAACCCCCCAGCCCGCGUCUGCCCGCCGUUCCCUUUAAGAGCCGGCCCCGGCGGGACUACGUUUCCCAGAAGGCUUUGCAGGCGUGUUAUGUAACUUUCCCUGCGAAGCGGCCUCUGGGGCAGAAGAAGGAGGUGGAGGCGGCGGCGGCCGUUGCAGCGGCGGCGGCGAGAGCGGCGGGAGCCCGAGGCGGCGGCGCUCGCGGCCCAUCGUGGGGCCCGAGCUGUGCGCCUCGGCUCGGAGCCCGGACCGGGCGGGGGCGCCGACGUGCCUCAGCCUGCCUUCGCGAGGGAGGCGGGAGUGAGCAGAAAGGCUUAGGGCCCAGGGGGCGGGGAAGGGGGGCCGGGCCUGGAUCCGGCGGGGAGGCCGAGCCGGAGGCCGGACCGUGGCUCGCGCUGUCCCCGGGACGCGGAUCGAACGUUGGCGGCGCGGAUCGCACGUCGGCGGCCGGUGGAACGCGGGAGCUGGGCGGCGCGCGGACUGGGGCCAUGGCGUCUGUGCAGGCGUCCCGCCGCCAGUGGUGCUACCUGUGCGACCUGCCCAAGAUGCCGUGGGCCAUGGUGUGGGACUUCAGCGAGGCCGUGUGUCGCGGCUGCGUGAACUUCGAGGGCGCGGACCGCAUCGAACUGCUCAUCGAUGCCGCCCGCCAGCUCAAGCGCAGCCACGUGCUCCCCGAGGGCCGCUCGCCCGGGCCCCCGGCCCUUAAGCACCCGGCCACCAAGGACCUGGCGGCGGCAGCCGCACAGGGGCCCCAGCUGCCGCCCCCGCAGGCCCAGCCCCAGCCGUCAGGGACCGGCGGCGGCGUGUCGGGCCAGGACCGCUAUGACAGGGCCACAUCAUCAGGCCGCCUCCCCCUGCCCUCGCCCGCCCUGGAGUACACUCUGGGGUCCCGCCUGGCCAAUGGGCUGGGCCGUGAGGAGGCCGUGGCUGAGGGGGCGCGAAGGGCCUUGCUUGGCUCCAUGCCUGGCUUGAUGCCCCCUGGGCUGCUGGCAGCUGCAGUGUCUGGCCUGGGAAGCCGAGGCCUGACGCUGGCACCCGGCUUGAGUCCUGCCCGUCCCCUCUUCGGCUCCGAUUUCGAGAAAGAGAAGCAGCAGAGGAAUGCGGACUGUCUGGCAGAACUGAACGAGGCCAUGCGAGGCCGGGCAGAGGAAUGGCACGGGCGCCCCAAAGCAGUGCGGGAACAGCUACUGGCGCUGUCCGCCUGCGCCCCGUUCAAUGUGCGCUUCAAGAAGGAUCACGGGCUGGUGGGGCGAGUGUUCGCCUUCGAUGCUACUGCCCGUCCUCCAGGAUACGAGUUCGAGCUGAAGCUCUUCACCGAAUACCCCUGUGGUUCCGGCAAUGUGUACGCCGGCGUCCUGGCAGUGGCUCGCCAGAUGUUCCACGAUGCUCUGCGGGAGCCGGGCAAGGCACUGGCUUCUUCGGGCUUCAAGUACCUCGAAUAUGAACGCCGGCAUGGAUCAGGAGAAUGGCGGCAGCUGGGCGAGCUGCUUACCGACGGCGUCCGCAGCUUCCGCGAGCCAGCUCCCGCGGAGGCCCUGCCCCAGCAGUACCCAGAGCCGGCCCCUGCGGCUCUCUGUGGCCCACCCCCGCGAGCCCCAUCCCGGAACCUGGCGCCCACGCCGCGCCGUCGCAAGGCAUCCCCCGAGCCGGAGGGCGAGGCGGCUGGGAAGAUGACCACCGAGGAGCAGCAGCAACGGCACUGGGUGGCACCCGGCGGCCCGUACUCCGCUGAGACCCCUGGUGUGCCCUCGCCCAUUGCCGCCCUGAAGAAUGUGGCCGAAGCCCUGGGCCACUCACCCAAGGACCCUGGCGGAGGCGGGGGGCCUGUGCGUGCAGGGGGCGCCAGCCCUGCAGCCUCCUCCACUGCCCAGCCGCCAACCCAGCAUCGCCUUGUGGCCCGCAACGGCGAAGCAGAAGUCAGUCCCACAGCGGGGGCCGAAGCUGUCAGCGGGGGUGGCAGCGGCACUGGGGCGACCCCUGGGGCCCCCCUGUGCUGUACCCUGUGCAGGGAGCGGCUGGAAGACACCCACUUCGUCCAGUGCCCCUCGGUGCCCGGACACAAGUUCUGCUUUCCCUGCUCCCGGGAGUUCAUCAAGGCGCAGGGCCCGGCCGGGGAGGUGUACUGCCCGAGCGGAGACAAGUGCCCGCUGGUCGGCUCCUCCGUGCCCUGGGCCUUCAUGCAGGGCGAGAUCGCCACCAUCCUUGCUGGAGACAUCAAAGUUAAGAAAGAACGGGACCCCUAGGCUACCACUGCCUCCAGGCUACUGCCCUCUGCCCCUUUGCCACCCACCGCUGCCGCGGAUAAAUUAUUCCCUCCCCGACCCAGCCCAGUGCCACCUCUAUCUGUGUACAUACUCCCUUCUUCCACCCAGAUGGGUCCCCUGGGGUAGAUGCAUUGUGGGUGGGGGGAGAAAGCUUGUGGCUCCUGUCCGAGGGGGUGUUUGGGGUCCCUUGGCCCCUCCAGUUUCCCUCUGUCCUCCUUGGCUUGGCUUUGCUGCUGCUUGUAGUUGGGGGAGAGGUGCCCCCCUCCUCCUUGAGAAGGGACCUCCUGAAAACUCGCUCUUUAUAAACGAGGCAAAAGCAUUUAAUUCCCACCCCCCACCCCCCGCUCCCUUCUGCUCCUUCAAUAAACCGAAAGAUGGGUUUUUUUUUUU
This is a messenger RNA of Pan troglodytes (chimpanzee), 5235 nucleotides long. RefSeq names its product interferon regulatory factor 2 binding protein 1 (gene IRF2BP1). Gene Ontology annotation, cellular component: nucleus. Lineage: Eukaryota; Metazoa; Chordata; Mammalia; Primates; Hominidae. The record is from RefSeq and is a predicted model, not a curated record. Gene Ontology annotation, biological process: regulation of transcription by RNA polymerase II. The transcript has a single exon. Gene Ontology annotation, molecular function: transcription corepressor activity. Bases 3070 to 4824 code for a protein of 584 amino acids.